GUAAGCGGGGGAACGGCGAUCGUAACGGCAUAAGUGGUCGCUCGAAACAAGGAUGCCGAGCGUACGCCGCUCCACCGCUGAAGCUUUUCCCUGAGGAUCAUCCUGGAGUCAGUGACCACAGCCUUGGAUAUUAAACCCCUCUCUGUUGACACAUCCAUUGAUCCACUGCUGCUAUUGGACGAUGAAGGACCAAGACACAAUGUCUACAGCAUGACCUGACGCUGCAGGUCUUUCCAAGAUUAUGAAGAAAUGAGUCACAUCUUCUCACUCCUAAUCCAUGAAAUGGCCUUCCACUGAGGUGAGAGACAGUAACCAGGAUGGUGGCGCCCCACUACAGGCUGCACUGCUUCUUGAAGCGGGCUCAGAUGCUGUUGCUCUGCCUGGGUAUUGCCUAUCUGAUGGCAGGCAGCAUCCUUCUGCUGCAGCGCUCCAGCAUCAGAAUAGCCCAGCCAAACCUGGCCAGCCUGCCGCCUCUGCUGUCCCUCGCAGCGCCUCCUACCGCCCUCAGGGCGUCAGGCCUGGGCGUGAGGGCGCGCUCCAGAUGGGCCGCCAUUCAGCCUGUGUCUGCAGCGGGAGCCAAGGCAGGGCGACACUGGCCCGCUUCCCAAAGCCUGGGGGUCCAACACGUGCAUCGCCGCUGGUUUCACAGUCUGCUGCCAGAGAGCCCAGAGCAGAGAGUAUCUCUCCACAGGAACAGCAGACAUAAAGGAACCUACAUGGGUUGCUUUCUGCACAACGCCAGCGAGCGAGCCCUGGGAGGAACCAUGCUUUAUGACCUGCGCAAAAUGACCAGUUCUCUGUGUCAAGACACCUGCUCAGAAAGUGGGUACCAGUUUGCAGGUCUGGAGUAUGGAGCUGAAUGCCACUGCGGGAACCGGAUCAGUAGCCCACAGGCUCCUGAAGAGGAUUGUAGUCUGGUGUGUCGGGGAGAGAGGGGGACUCCCUGUGGAGGUGUAGGCCGACUCUCCAUUUACAAGGUGGAGGAGCAGCUGCCAGGUCACAGAAAGUUCAGAAAUGUUCACUACCGCGGUUGCUUCAAGUUGCCGAAAAGCACCAUCAGCACCUUCCCCGUCCAUUCCUUUCAGCCCAACCUAACCACGCAGUCCUGCAUCGAGACCUGCACAGACAAGGAGCUGCUGCUGGCUGUGUUCAAGAAGCCCCACUGUUUCUGUGCGUGGACGUCCUCUCUUUUCAGUCUCAGCCAGCAGUCUGACAGCCAGCAGUGCGUGGGGCUGAAUCACACCAUCAACGCCACGCCCACAGCACCCACUGAGCAUGACCACUACCAGGUGUAUCACACACCUGUGCUUGACUCCAGGUGCAAAGAGAGGAUGUUUCUGCCUCAGAGAUCCAGCUCCCUGGUGGCUCUUUCUAGUUUUCCUGGUGCAGGCAACACCUGGGUACGACACCUGAUCGAGCUCGUGACUGGCUACUACACUGGCAGCUUCUAUUUCGACGGCACACUGUACAACAGAGGUUUCAAAGGAGAGAAGGACUACUGGAAGAGUGGCCGCAGCAUCUGCGUCAAGACCCACGAGAGCGGUCAGAAAGAGAUUGAGAUGUUCGAUUCGGCCAUCCUGCUGAUUCGAAACCCUUACCGCUCCCUCGUGGCUGAAUUCAACCGCAAGUGUGCCGGCCAUUUAGGACACGCCACAGAUGCACAGUGGAAAAGCAAAGAAUGGCCAGAAUUUGUCUCCAGUUACGCCCCCUGGUGGGCGUCCCACGCUCUGAGCUGGGUAAAGUUUGGACGCCGCCUGCUGGUGGUGCAUUACGAGGAGCUGCAGAGAGCUCUUCUCCCUCAGCUCCAGCUCAUCACAGCCUUUCUAAACGUCAGUAUGACUGAGGAGAGGCUGCUCUGUGCCCAGAGCAACCAGGACGGCCAUUUCAAGCGCUCGGGGGCGCAGCAGCCCUCUUUUGAUCCAUUCACUCCUGACAUGAGACAGAUGAUUGACCCCUUCAUUCACACUGUUGACGAGGCACUGCAGAGCAGGAACCUUAGCGGACUUCCACAUGAAUACCUUCCCAGAUGAUGAUCUGAAAAGGUCAUACAUUAGCCCUUUUUUUUAAAUGUUCCAGCAGGGGUUUGUGAGAGAGAAGUUCUUCCCCUGAGUGCUCUGCAGGGAACAGACACACACUGGCUGAUGUAAGUGGGCCACCAGACUCUUUGAUAAGCCAGACGCGCCGUGAAUGGCCGUAGACUCAUGAAAGCAGACUGGAGGUCACUGGAGGAAACAUGAUAAUUCAUUGUGAAAUCCGAUGGUGAAGAGUGAGUAAAAGCCUCGGGGCCGGGACUGCCUCUCGGAAGAGCCGCAAAUAUGACAAAUACUCAGAGAGGAUUUGACAUGAUUUGUUGGCCUGCAGAGUUGGGAUUAUCUAGCAAAGUGCCCGACUGCACAAAUAUGAGUGGAUAAGUCCAGGAUGGACUCAUUUUAGUAGAAGAGGGUUUUCUGUGGCUCGUUAUAAUUUCACUUUAGUACGUAUACUGUGUUUAAGCAUACACCCACGUUAAUACAAAUUCAUACUAACACAGAUGACAGCCACAGCUUUAGCAUUACUUAGAUUAUACAGAAUUUCUGUGGUAAUUCACUGGUUGCUACAGGUUUGCGAUCAUGGUGGAUAGAAGCCUCAAAGCUGCUACGUGUGGCUGUAAGGACUUUCCAUGCAACAAGUUGGACCAUACAUGGACUCACAAAUAUGUUGAUCACAAUGCAACUGCUUAAAACUGUAAACUGAAAUCCAUCUGGAUCUAUGAGUAUUUUACUUCAUUACAUGCAUUCAGUUUUAUUAAAGUUGUUUACCCUCGGA
Perca fluviatilis (European perch) is the source of this 2805-nucleotide messenger RNA. It is a transcript of the gene wscd1b, whose product is annotated as WSC domain containing 1b. Bases 318 to 2030 code for a protein of 570 amino acids. The transcript has 9 exons. Gene Ontology annotation, molecular function: sulfotransferase activity. NCBI's taxonomy places the organism in Eukaryota, Metazoa, Chordata, Actinopteri, Perciformes, Percidae. The record is from RefSeq and is a predicted model, not a curated record.